Triticum turgidum subsp. durum (durum wheat) is the source of this 2037-nucleotide messenger RNA. The record is from the annotation of a GenBank genome assembly. Lineage: Eukaryota; Viridiplantae; Streptophyta; Magnoliopsida; Poales; Poaceae.
AUGAACAGAGGUAGUAUUUAUUUUGAUUUACUCUGUUGCACGAACAUGUUGAUUCUGAGCAGAAAAUCGAGCCGUUGCCACUCUCACUUACUUUUCUCCCGUCAGACGGCGGAGCCGAGCAUGUCCCGCGCCUUUCCUCGCCGGCGCCGGCGGCUUCUCCCCCGUCCCCCGCUCCACACCGUCUUUUCCCGCCUCCAUGGCGCCCUGGCGAACCGUGCCGACCAGUAUCCACGAGCCCCCGCCCGCCGCGACCUCCGCACUGCCGAUGACCAGGCCCGCGCGGCGCUCGACGAAAGGCCGCGCCGGGACGCCGUCGCCUACGCCGCCACGGUCGACCUCCACCCGAGGUCCGGCGACCUCCCGCGCGCGGAGGCGCUCUUCCGCGCGGCGCCCGCGUCCGCCCGCGGCCCCCAUCCGGACACCGUCACGCUCGACGGGCACCUCAAGGCCGGCCGCGUCGACCGCGCCCGCAGGCUGUUUGACGGAAUGGCGGUCAAGAGCGUGGCGGCGUGGACCUCCAUGGUAUCCGGGUACUGCCGCGCCGGGCGUGUCGACGAGGCGCGCAAGCUGUUCGACGCGAUGCCGGCCCGCAACGUCGUCUCCUGGACGGCGAUGGCGCAGGGGUACGUGGGCAGCGGCAUGCUGAGGGAGGCGAGGGAGCUGUUCGACCAGAUGCCGGAGAGGAACGUGGUCACCUGGACGGUCAUGGUGAAGGCCUACGCCGACCAUAGCGACUUCCAGGAGGCCAUGGAGCUGUUCGACAGGAUGCCCCAGAGGAACCCGUAUUCUUGGAGCGCCAUGAUCUCCGGUUUCCUCCGUGCUGGGAAAGUGGACGAGGCGGUCCGGCUGUUCGAGAGGAUGCCGGGUAGGAAUGUGGUUUCUUGGACCACGAUGGUCACUGGCUUAGCGCAGAACGGUCGCGUUUCGAUGGCGAGAGAGUUCUUCGACAGAAUGCCGAGAAACAAGGACAUUGCGGCAUGGAAUGCGAUGGUCACUGCUUAUGCCAACGACGGCCAGAUGAAUGAGGCUCAGAGUUUGUUUGAUUCAAUGCCCGCAAAGAACCUGGUGAGCUGGAAUGCCCUGAUCCAUGGCUAUGCCAAGGACGAGCGUAAGGACGAAAUCAUUGGUUUAUUUCUUCUCAUGCUCCGGUCAGCAGUAUCUCCUGACAUCACCACAUUGAUCAGUGUCUUGGUUACAUCCAAUAGCACAAUUGAAGUUGGGCAAAUCCAUGGCUUCGUUACCACACGAGGUCUCCUGUCAGACACCUCCUUAGGAAACGCUCUGCUCACCAUGUACUCAAGGAGCGGCGACCUGCGCUCUGCCUGGCAAGCUUUCAAGAUGUUACAAGAGAAGGAUGCCAUCACAUGGACAUCGAUGAUGCAAGCCUUCGCCAACCAUGGCUGUGCCUCCUACGCGCUGCAGGCCUUUGCUCAGAUGCUGCGAAAUGGAUACAAGCCCAGCUCGACCACCUUCACGGCAGUGCUGUCAGCCUGCAGCCAUGCCGGUCUUGUCGACAAAGGCCGGGCAAUCUUCGCAUCAAUUUCCUGCUACGGGCUCGAAGCGACAAUCGAGCACCACACCUGCCUCGUUGACAUCCUCGGCCGUGCAGGGCAUGUGAGGGAAGCAAUGAAGAUCGUUGCCACCAUGCCAUUGGAUAUGCACGACGACGCUGUCCUGAGGACGCUGCUGGGGGCCUGCAUGAUGCAUAAUGAGGUGGAUGCAGCAAGGGAAGUGGGGGAGGCUCUUGCCAAGUCUGACGGCCCCUCUGGUUCAGAUUCAGAUGGCUACUACAAGGUUCUGGCCAAUGUGUUUGGGUCAGGUAGGAGGUGGGAGGAGAUGGCAGGUGUGUGGAAGGCUAUGAAGGGGAGCAACGUGAGGAGGACGCCCGGGGUUAGCCAGAUCGUGGUGGAUGCGAGGACCCACAUGUUCUUCUCCAGGGAUCAGGGGCAUCCACAGUGUGCAGAGAUAUAUGAGAUGCUGGACGACACGCUUGUCCCCCAGAUGAUGAAGAAGGAUCGACUGACUGAAACAGUGUGA